CAGAAUAUUCAGCAUCAGGUAAAGUUCAGGAGCACAGCAAAUAGAAAAGACGAGGGUUUGGCUGCUUCUGUCUCACUUUAAUUUGAUUUGAAAGAUCCCAGAGUUACUCAGAACUGAAAUGGAGCAGCAAGGAAAUCAGAUGGAUUCCAUAACAUUCUCCUGUUGCAUCUGUUUGGAUCUACUGAAGGAUCCGGUGACUAUUCCAUGUGGACACAGCUACUGUAUGAACUGCAUUAAAGACCACUGGGAUGGAGAAGAUCAGAGGGGAAUCCACAGCUGCCCUCAGUGCAGACAGAAAUCCAAACUGAGACCCGUGUUGGUGAAAAAUGUGCUGUUAGCUGCUUUGGUGGAGGAUGUGAAGAAAACUGGACUCCAAGCUGCUCCAGCUGAUCACUGCUAUGCUGGACCUGAAGAUGUGACCUGUGAUGUCUGCAGUGGGAGGAAAAUGAAAGCUGUCAAGUCCUGUCUGGUUUGUUUAGUUUCUUAUUGUGGGGAUCAUAUUAAACAUCACUAUGAGGUGCCGGCACUGAAAAAACACCAACUUUUCAACCCCUCCAAGACACUCCAUGAGAGCCUCAGUUCUCUUCAUGAUGAGAUGACGAAGAUCUUAAUGAAUGAAUUUGAAACAGUUUCAGCUGCAGCAGAAAGAGCUGAGAAGCAGAAGAAGCUCCAGGAGAGUCGACAACAAAUCCAUCAGAGAAUCCAGGACCAAGAGAAAGAUGUGAAGCUGCUUCAACAGGAGGUGGAGGCCAUCAAUGUCUCUGCUGAUAAAGCAGUGGAGGACAGUGAGAAGAUCUUCACUGAGCUGAUCCGUCUCCUCCAGGAAAGAAGCUCUGAUGUGAAGCAGCAGAUCAGAUCCCAGCAGGAAACUGAAGUGAGUCGAGUCAAAGAUGUUCAGGAGAAGCUGGAGCAGGAGAUCACUGAGCUGAAGAGGAAAGACGCUGAGCUGGAGCAGCUCUCACACACAGAGGAUCACAACCAGUUUCUCCUCAACUACCCCUCACUGCCAGCACUCAGUGAGUCUACACACUCAUCCAGCAUCAACAUCCGUCCUCUGAGACACUUUGAGGACGUGACAGCAGCUGUGUCAGAGCUCAGAGACAAACUACAGGAUGUUCUGAAAGACACGUGGACAAACAUCUCUCAGAAAUUCAGUGAAGUUGAUGUUCUACUGUCAGAACCAGAACCAAAGACCAGAGCUGAAUUUUUGAAAUAUUCAACAGAAAUCAGUCUGGAUCCAAACUCAGCUCACACACAUCUGUUAUUAACUGAGGGUAACAAAAAAGUAACAAUAAUGAAACAACAACAAUCUUUUUCUCAUCAUCCAGACAGAUUUACAUUUUAUGAUCAAGUUCUGAGCAUCCAGAGUCUGACUGGACGUUGUUACUGGGAGUUGGAGUGGAAAGCUGAAACAAUCCAUGUUGCUGUUUCCUACAAGGACAUCAGCAGAGACGGGACUUCAGAUGAAUGUGUCUUUGGAUUCAAUGACAAAUCUUGGGUGUUAAGUUGUUACACAAAUGGUUAUACAUCUUUACACGACAGAGUUAAAACUCCAGUACCAGGUCCAGUUUCCUCCAGACUGGGAGUGUAUCUGGACCACAGAGCAGGUAUUCUGUGUUUCUACUGCGUCUCUGGUACCAUGACUCUCCUCCACAGAGUCCAGACCAGAUUCACUGAGCCUCUACAUGCUGGGGUCCGACUUUUUGAUCUGGGAGACUGUGCAGAGUUCAAAAUAGCCGAGUAGAACAGCAACUCAAAGAAUCGCAACAAAAUACUGAGCUAUGAUAGAGGUAAUUUGACCCUCCCAACCGCAGAUCCGGUUAAAUUCCUCCCUUGUGUUCAACACCGAGUUCAGCUCUGCUGCUGCAUUUCCUGGUUCCUUCGUGUCACUGUGAAAACUUUAAGAUCAGUAGAAUCACUGAGCUGAUCGCACAAACUGCUGCAGAUCAGUAAGUGACAAACUGGAGUUUAACUGCUUAUAUGACAUAGCUGCUUCCCAAAGGAACAAAAAGUGUUUAACUGAUUUUCCUACCAGCUAACAAAAGGCAUUUUGCAGCUGUAUAAAAUAUCAAUAUAUUGUUAUGAACUUGGUUUCCUUGAUAUGUCCAGAACCUUUCAGGCGGUCAGAACUUGCUGUUGACUGGAAGAAACAGUUGGAGGGUUCAGAAAAACUGGUGAUGAGUUUCUGUUGAAUGAUUCACCUCCAGCAGCAACAACCACACAUCAUGUCUCCACCUGCAGGCCUGACAGAGAAGCACCUUCAUGCUGCCACCUACUGACAAGAGCCUGAAACUACAACCACAUUGUUUCAGCUGUUGUUGAAAUCAAUGACUCAGACAUUUUUAUAAAUAUAAGAAAUAAGAAUUAAAUUUGAGUUCAUUCAUUUUGAACGAGGAGAAGCGGCA
Gambusia affinis (western mosquitofish) is the source of this 2405-nucleotide messenger RNA. RefSeq names its product tripartite motif-containing protein 16-like. The transcript is spliced from 2 exons. NCBI's taxonomy places the organism in Eukaryota, Metazoa, Chordata, Actinopteri, Cyprinodontiformes, Poeciliidae. Bases 119 to 1744 code for a protein of 541 amino acids. The record is from RefSeq and is a predicted model, not a curated record.